Lachancea dasiensis is the source of this 1212-nucleotide messenger RNA. Lineage: Eukaryota; Fungi; Ascomycota; Saccharomycetes; Saccharomycetales; Saccharomycetaceae. The record is from the annotation of a GenBank genome assembly.
AUGAACUCAAACACGCCUCUUUUGCCUGAAGGUUUGAGAUCGAAGAACAUGUCAAUGAUGCAAGCCAUGUGGCGUGAUACUUGUAUGGUUUUCCAGUCUUCUCCGGUCAACUACCUUGUAGUCUUCGUGCCAAUUGGCUUGAUCUUUGGGUAUGGGGAUCUCUCUGUUACUUGGACGUUUAUCAUGAACUUCGUGGCCAUCAUUCCACUCGCGGCAAUCUUGGCGUUUGCCACUGAAGAACUGGCAGCCAAAGCCGGUUCCACACUGGGCGGGUUGUUGAACGCUACCUUGGGUAAUGCUGUUGAGCUUAUUGUGUCCGUCAUCGCCCUUUACAAUGGACAGGUGACAAUCGUGCAGGCCUCGAUGCUGGGAAGCAUUUUGUCGAACCUGUUGCUGGUUCUCGGGUUCUGUUUCUUGUUCGGGGGCUACAACAGAGGAGAGCAAAACUUCAACCAGACGGCCGCCCAAACAAUGUCUUCAUUGAUGGCUAUAUCCUGCGCUUCUCUAUUGAUCCCUGCUGCGUUUCGCGCGUCGCUGCCCGAUAACAACAAGAACCAAGACUUGUUGAUCAACGCCAAGAUUUUGAGCCUGUCCAGAUCCACCUCGAUCGUCCUUCUAGCCGUGUACGUCUGUUUUCUCAUUUUCCAGUUGGGCACUCACCACCAUCUUUUCGAACAACAGGAGGAGGAAACCGAAGAAACCCUGGACCAACACUCCAACGCCCAUACGUUGUCUGUGAAAUCGUCGCUCUUGUUCCUGCUCGUCACCACUGUGCUGGUGUCCAUCUGUGCAGACUUCCUGGUUGGUAGCAUUGACCACGUUGUUGAGACCUCGGGUUUGUCCAAGACUUUCAUCGGUUUAAUUGUCAUCCCCAUAGUUGGCAACGCCGCCGAACAUGUCACCUCUGUGAUUGUGGCCACGAAAAACAAGAUGGACUUGGCGCUGAGCGUUGCAAUCGGAUCCUCGCUGCAGAUUGCGUUGUUCGUGACUCCCUUCAUGGUUCUAGUGGGCUGGGCCAUCGGUGUUCCAAUGACCCUGAAUUUCUCAACUUUUGAGACCGCAACCCUCUUCAUCGCGGUCUUCCUGUCUAAUUACUUGAUUCUAGAUGGGCUGUCCAACUACCUCGAGGGUAUCAUGUCCAUUGCGAUGUACGUAUUGAUUGCAAUUGCGUUUUUCUAUUAUCCAGAUGAACAAGUUAUGGGCACGCUUUGA